UAAGCUGCGCAGUUAUCGAGCUACGUCAGUCAGCUGUUCGAUGGGCAGCACUGGCCGACAACCAACCGAAAAUAUUCAUUACUGGUGCGCAGUUGUUGUUUCCACGGACGUGUCAAUUGUUUGUCUAAUUGCGCCAGCAGCAGCAAAGCGACGCCAAAACACACAUGCGCAUUCCAGCGCACAGACCGCCCACCCACGGAAAUCGCAAUACCAUCGCCCCAGCAACGCGGAGGAGGGGGUGGACUCCACUUCCAGGGAGAAAGCCAACGCACGCAUACAAGAAUCUGAACUGAAUCUGAGAAUACCAAUCCGAAUCCAAGAGAGCCAAGACGACACUCCAGCUCGGUAUUUGAGCCAUCGACAUUCCGCUGCUCCGUCAGUUUUCAGAGGACCUUCGAAGUGGGCAGCCGAAAAUCCAAAAGUCUCCUGGCAGCGAGCGAAAAACCAAAGAGAAAAAAUAAGCAAAGCUAAAUCUAGUUGGCAGAGAAAAGCUCAAGUGGUAAUUGGCUGCGACUCAAAUUACUUUAGUUGUGAAAAUAGCGAAAAACUAUUAACCAAAAACAAAAGAAACUCGAGCGUGGCGUGUGUCCAUGUGGAAAAUCGAUCGAAUCGCAGAGUAUUUAUCGUGUAAUUGUGCCCAAUAGCCACGCAAUUCCCAGUCCGUUUUAUUGAUUUUCCCCACCGCCUCGCCAAGUAGCAAUAAAAGCCAUUCUUUUCCCUUCCAUCUCGACCAUCUGUCCAACCCAAUUGCAGCGUGCAAAAUUCAAAUUUCAAGUUAAAUGCGAGAAUUUACAUAACGCCGAGCGUUGAAAGUGAAACUUCUGUGGUGCGAACGAAACACUGAAAGAAAGGAAACCCCAUUACAGGACAUUCUAUCUCUGCCCCUGCCCAGUGUAGUAAAAGUUGGAGCGCCAGGAGCGGGAGAGCAGUGGAAGACCGUGAGAACCGUGAGAGCAAGCGAACCUAGAGAGCGUUGAACGUGCGCACGUCUUCCCAGUCAGGACACACCACCAAUCCUUGAAAGAAUCAGCAGGAGCCAACAUGUUUUCGGGCCUAACAAAUCAAUUCACCUCGCUGGUGGGCGCCGUUAAGGGAGGCGCUGGCGAUGAGGAUGUCCCUGCGCCCACAGGAGAUGCGCCCGCGGCCGCUCCAGCAGCAUCCACAUCCGUGGAGGCUACAGCCUCCUCCGCUGUGGAUCCGGAGGCAGCAGCCGCCGCCGGUGGCGAAGGACUCGAGGGCGAGGAAGCUGGCAAAAGACUGCCCAAGUCCACCUCCCUGGUUGAUUCAUUAGUAACCGAAGCCACCGGAUGGCUGGGCAGUGCCAAGGGCUGGCUGGGAAACGCCUCGAUACCGUCGAUGCCAGCCAUGCCGUCGAUGCCAUCGAUGCCGGCCAUGCCAGCGAUGCCGUCGAUACCAUCGAUCCCGGGACUCCGCAAGGGCGGAGGAGCCGACGGAGCAGAGGGCGCCGAGGGAGCUGUUGCCGGAGAGGGCGGGGCCGCCGCCAGUGGAGCCGUGAGUGGUGGCGAGGAUGACGACAAGUCGAGGUAUAUUAGCGCCACGGAGGGCGCCGACUCGCAUCCUGCAUCGGGCGGUGGCACGCCCACCGGCGACGAGGGUCAAAUCGGACAGGGUAAGGGCGAUGAAGUCAAAAUUACCACAAAAGUAACACAGCAGGCCAAACACUUUGGGUCCUUCUUGUCAUCGGCCAUCAGCAAGGCUGGCAGCAAAAUCAAGGAAACAGUCAAGGAUAAUACCAUUCUCGACUCGUUCAACAAGGAGCAGGAAGCCUUCAUCAAGGGCCAGGGCGGCGUGGGCAAUGGAGCAGCUCCCUGGAUCGGACACGCCAACGAGGCCAAGAUCAAGGAGGAAAUUCUGGGCCUGUCGCAGGAUCGCCGCAACUUCGUGCGCGCCCCGCCCGCCGGCGUGGACUUUGAGUUUAGCUACGACACCGCCUAUCCCACGGCCAUAGCCAUUAUGGCCGAAGACAAGGCGCUCGAGACGAUGCGAUUCGAGCUGGUGCCCAAGAUCAUCACUGAAGAGAACUUCUGGCGGAAUUACUUCUACCGCGUCUCACUGAUCAUCCAAGCUGCCGAGUUGGGCACUCUAGGCGCCGAUGGCGUGGGCCAGGCCUCAAGCGGCGAAGAUGCCAACGAAGUGGUCCCCAAAGAAAUUAAAUCCAAGACUGUCGAACCAGCCAAGAGCGAUUCAAGUCUGAAAGCCAUUGCCGAGCAGCCGAAGGCUUUGAUUGAGCCGGAGGUGCAGCAGAGCCAUGUCCAGGCAGCCAAGUCAAAGGCACAUGCCAGCAAAGAGCUGGGCCAGAAGGUCUCCGAAUCGGAAUUCGUUUCGGAUGACUUCCAGGCCUCGAGCGAAUCGGACUUGGCUGAGAUCCAAGACGGCAUGCGCAAGUUGGGCAUCGACAGCAUGACCCAGCAGGCACUAGCUGCGACUGAUGAGGAACAAUGGGAAAAGGAUCUGGAAGCUGAACUCAAGGACUACGAGGUGGUUGACGAAGGCGGCACUGGAGGCGGAGAUGGCGGCGGUGGCGGCGGCGGCGGAGGACGCAGGAAAGGCAGGGAGGCCGGCAAGGACGACGCGGAGGCGGAGGAGGACGAACCGACAAUAUCAAACUUGCGCACACGCUCGACUAACAACGAUUGGGAGGAGUACGCCGAUUUAAUUGAGGAUACCGAUGAUUUAAAGUAAUUAAGAGCUUAUAUCGUAGUUUCUUCUAAGUUGGCUCUAAGUUUAUAACUAUCUUUACUUUAUCUUUCUUUCCAUUCCUUUCUAACCUUGUUUCCUCCUUAAUUGAUUACCCUAAUAUUGUUAAACCAAACCCAAAACCGAAUCCAAAUCUAAACGAAAUACAAAACUAUUCGAAACCACAGAACUUUGAAGUGCCUAAAGCGCACGAUGUUGGGCUAUCCAUGAGACGAGGCAGUCCCAGCGCUCUCCUAGUGCCGGUGGUCCACAAUCCCAGACAUUUCCCUGUGGGCUUGCCUUGUGGUGGCCUAUUGGAAAAGUUGAUUGAGAUACCAUAGCCCCUAACACGCACUCAAUUAUUGGCCUCAGAGCAAAGCGUUCUAUUCAGUUACGUUCAGACAUGAUAUAAGACACUAAAGCAAAAGAAAACGAUUUGAUUUAACCUUAACGUUUUAACCGAAAAGUAAAAAGAAAAAACCAAUCCCUAGCCAAUCCGGUAUUUAAAUGUAACUACUAUAUUCUCUUUUAUUUGGUUGACACACCGAGUGGCAGCGGUAGAGGGAGUCGUCGCUAUUACUUGCCAAUUGUUCAGCACACGAAGCAUCCGAAAUCUGGCAGUCAGUAACCAACCUAUCAAUAAGUACUUAUAUAGACACACAACUAUGAGAGCAGGCUAAACGAGAAACUGGCUAAUGCUAUAUAUGCAGAUCAUAUUUCAAUAUAGUGACUAACAAUUGAGUAAACAAACAUGCUUCAAAGGGAAAUUUUGUUAUUUAUAUUUAUAAAUAAAUUAUAUAUAAAUAUAUAUACACAUAUAUAUAUACAGAUAAAUUAAUGCAUUUGAAUUUAAUGUGUAAAAAUUAUUAUAAUAAAAGUAUAGAUAUAAAAUAUGUAAAGAUACGAGACACCCAAAAAAAAGUUGAAUGUUUUAGUUUCAAAAUCCUUAAAAGGCUUUUCUUUUCGAAAUUUUGAAUUCAAAUCAAGCAAAAUAAAAAAGAUAGUAACUUAUUAGUUGAGAGCAAAUAAGUACCAUUCAAACGUAUUAUUUAUCCCUCGAUAGUUUGUAGUCAAACAAAAAUAUUAUACACAGAGUAAAUUAUCAUUAAUUGAUGCUUAAACAACACGUUGAAGAAUAAAUAAAUAACAAUGCAUAUAAAUACCAAUUGUUUAGCUCAAUUUAAGGCGCGCCAACAAGUUUUCUUUUCCGAACGUUUUCAGUUCGAACAAACUUCUUUUGGGAUUUUUUCUAAACAACUCUCACCUUGCUGUUCCACUACCAAGACACGAACUUCCUUGAACAAAACUAAAAACAAAUUGCCAAAACAAUAAUACACUGAUUGGACUUGAAAGAUCAAGAAACUUAAAACGCAAUUAAUAAAUUACAAAUAACAAAUGAAAAGUAAAUGCAAUUAUAAACAAUAAGCAGUUCAAAACCUUUGAAACAAAUAUAUACACAUAUAUAUUUAUAUAUUUCACUAGACAAAUUUUUAUGCAUAAACUAAAAACAAAAGAAAUUCUAUAUUAUCAAUGUUUUUGCUCUAAAUGUCUAACUAAUUGUUAAUAAAACCAAAAUAAAAUUAUUUUCUGCAGACAAACGUUAUAUGAGAAUGAGAAAUGCUAUGAAUGUGUAAUUAUUUGUUAGCAGUCACGAAAUAUAUGAAGAACAUGCGGAUGAUACGGAAAAAGUAAACGUUAUGACAUUAAACUGUAUAUUGUACAUUUACUUUUAAACAAAUGAAAUGUAUUUACACGAAACGGCAUGGAAUAUGACAAACUAAAGAAAUUUUAAAAUUUAUAUUUACUUUGUGCGUUUUUAAACAUGUUGGCGACACAAUGACAAGCAAAUUAGUGCAUAAACCGAACUAAUAAUAACAAUAAAUAUUAAAAAUUAACGAUAAAUAAUGUAAUGAUGUUGACAGCAUAUGUAUUUUACAAGGCAGAACAACCCAACCCCUAGAUCCAAUCCUCACCGAAUCCUGAAAGAUAUAUCAAACCUCCAGCAUUGACUCUCACACACAUUUUUUAUUGUCUGCAAAUAGAUUAUUAUUAUUAAACCGUAAAGAAAGCAAAAAUUAAAUUAAUGUUUAUGAGCAAAGUUUGUUGAGCAGCAUUUCAUUAAUAUACAUUGCAAAAUGAAGUAAAAUAUAUGUAAAUGUACUAAUUAAAGUAUAUCACCCCCGAGACGGAAAACCGAAAAAGUAUAAUUUAGUUGUUUAAUGAUUGAUAAUAUUUAGACACCAGAGGAUUCCUCGUAGCAUCCACCGGAUGCAAAAAUUGUCAGCAAGAAGCAGAGGCACUCCCUGAAAUGCCAUAGAACAUUUUCCACUCAAUGUAAAACCAAGGGCAGAGCGCGGAGUUUCUCUGACGAUAGCACCCUGAAAACUAAGCACAGCAAACGGAAAAUAAAUUAAACAUUUUGUGUAAGGUUCGAUGACAGAACGGAGGCGACAGCAUGAACACGUACGAGUAUAUACAUAAUAAAUAUAUAUGAGAACAAUUUAACGAGAUUAAAAUCAACUAAAGUAAUAAAGGGAAAGUGUAUAACUAUUAAAACUAA
This is a messenger RNA of Drosophila erecta, 5257 nucleotides long. RefSeq names its product synapse-associated protein of 47 kDa (gene Sap47). Gene Ontology annotation, cellular component: cytoplasm; synapse. Lineage: Eukaryota; Metazoa; Arthropoda; Insecta; Diptera; Drosophilidae. The transcript is spliced from 9 exons. The coding region runs from base 1042 to 2703 and encodes 553 amino acids. The record is from RefSeq and is a predicted model, not a curated record.